UCUUGGCGCGAGACUUGUCCUCCGUACGGGACCGCGGGUUGUAAAGAAACAUCGUCCUACUGAUGGAAAAGCUCCUGACUACAUUGACCACCGGUUGUUGAGCACGACACCCGUACAGUGACAGCACUUAAACCUCUUGGCUGGCUGAUGGUGUGUGGAUUUAUUCAGAAUGAAUUGCGAGCUUUUGGCAACGUGCACUGCUCUGGGCUAUCUGGAGGGAGACACCUACCAUAAGGAAGCUGACUGCUUAGAGAGUGUGAAAGACUUGAUCAGGUAUUUACGGCAUGAAGAUGACUCCCGGGAUGUCCGCCAGCAGCUGGGUGCAGGCCAGAUCGUACAGAAUGACCUUCUACCUAUUAUCAUACAGCAUGGACAAGACAAGGCCUUAUUUGAUGCCUGCAUCAGGCUCAUGGUCAACCUUACUCAGCCUGCCAUGCUUUGCUUUGGUAAAGUCCCAGAUGACCCCGUGUUUAGACAUCACUUUUUGCAAGUGACGUCUCAUUUACAAGCCUAUAAAGAGGCAUUUGCCAGUGAGAAGGUGUUUGGCAUUUUAAGCGAGAUAUUAUACAACCUUCUACAACUGGACUGGGAGCAGAGACAGGAGGAGGAUAACCUGCUGAUAGAGAGGAUCCUACUGCUGGUCAGGAAUGUGCUUCAUGUACCUGCAGACCCCUGUGAAGAGAAGAAAGUGGAUGAUGACGCCAGCAUCCAUGAUAGGCUGCUGUGGGCCAUUCACAUGAGCGGCUUUGAUGACCUGGUCAAGUUCCUGGCAUCAGCCCAGAGUGAGCAGCAGUGGAGUAUGCAUGUGCUGGAAAUAAUCUCCCUCAUGUUCAGAGACCAGACGCCGGAAGCGCUGGUGAGCGCCGGUCAGGCUCGUUCGGCUGAAGAGAAGCAGAGAGACUCUCAGGAGUUGGAGGCACUGAGGCAAAAAGAGCAUGCAGCGAAACGUUCUCGCACAUUUCAAAGAGGAACCAGACACUCUCGCUUUGGAGGGUCCUAUGUCGUUCAAGGCCUCAAGUCCAUUGGGGACAAAGAUGUGAUUUAUCACAGACACAUUCACGAUUUCAAAAAUUAUACUCACGACGUAGGCAAAGCAGUGAGACGCGUUCCCAAGAAGAAUCGACAGGCUCAGGAAUGUAAGGACAAACGUCGUUCAGCCUUAAAUGUUCGACUCUUCCUGCGAGAGUUUUGCGUGGACUUCCUGGAGAACUGCUACAAUCGCCUCAUGUACCUUGUCAAGGAAAGUCUAAUUCGAGAGCAAACUCAGCAACAUGACGAGACGUACUACCUGUGGGCGCUCAGCUUUUUCAUGGCCUUCAACCGGGGCAACGGUUUCCGUGCUGACUUAGUUUCUGAGACCAUGUCCAUCCGCGCUUUCCAUUUUAUUGAGCGCAAUAUCACCAACUACUAUGAGAUGAUUCUCACUGACCGCAAAGAGGCAACGUCCUGGUCCCGCAGGAUGCACCUGGCUCUAAAGGCGUAUCAGGAACUGCUGCUAACUGUGAACGAGAUGGACCGCUCACAGGAUGAAAGCAUCCGUCACAGUUCCAACGUUAUUAAAAGUAACAUAUUUUACCUGAUGGAAUACAGGGAGAUUUUCCUGACCUUGCUGAGGAAGUAUGAUGAAACCAAACAGCCUCACUCCUACCUCAAAGACUUGGUGGAGUCAACUCAUCUUUUCUUGCGCAUGUUAGAGCGCUUCUGCAAAGGUCACAGAAACUUGAUCGUUCAGAAGAAGAAGGUGAAGCGGAAAAGGUCUCGAGGUGACAAAAAGCCCUCAGCUGCAGAAACUAGUCCCGAAGCGCUAGCAGAAACCUGGAAGAUUGUGGAGGAAGAGCUGAAGACUGCAGGGUUUCAGCUGUCAGAGUCUUUAAUGGAAAGCAUCGUGCCAUUCGACGCCACAUCUGAAACUCCACUUGAAGAGCAGCGGACUGAAGCCAUGGUGCGGGUGCAGGACUCCCUGCUGGCCCGUCUGGGACCAGAAGCGCUGGGUCUGCUGCGGGCUGCCAGGGAGGUGUGGCCAGAGGGGGAUGUGUUUGGUUCAGCUGAUGUGGAGCCUGAAGAGGAACUAGAACUCCUUAAGCAGAUCCUGCAUGCCACCCUGCCCAGGUCAUCUCCUCCUGAGCCUGUUGUAGAGGACGAGGAUGAUGCAGAGUUAGAAGAGGAAGAGUUCGAGUCUGUCCAGGUUUCUGAAAGAGAGUUCAACUUUCUAGACUUCAUCAAGAAGUUUGCCAGCCCCAAUAUUGUGCGUCCAUACCUCCUCUUAUUAAGGUCAUACUCAAAAAACACACCUCACACAAACCACUGCAUCGCUCGAAUGCUGCACCGCGUGGCUGUCGACCUCAAAAUGGAUGCCCUACUUUUCCAGCUGUCAGUAUUCAACCUUUUCAACAAGAUCCUGAGCGACCCUGCCGCAGCUGCUUACAAGGAACUGGUGACCUUUGCCAAGUAUGUGCUGAACCAUUUCUUUUCACUGGCAGCACAAAACGACAAGGCAUAUGUUGAACUGCUGUUCUGGAAAAAUGUGGGGGCUGCACGUGAGAUGACUGAAGGCUACAGCAAAGACGGAGAGGGAAAAAAACCAACGUGGACUGAAGAGGAGGAAGAGGAGUUGCGCAAGCUCUAUGAAGAGCAUCAUCAUUCUGAAGUGCCAGAUAUAGUGGAGACUCUGCUGCCAUUACUCAGCAACAGCAGUCGCACUCGGCGCCAGGUGGUGACGCAGCUGGUGCACAUGGGUCUGGUGGACAAUGCUAAAGAUCUGAAGAAACAGAAGAAAGGUACUCGGAUUGUUCUUUGGACCGAGGAGCAGGAGCUGGAGCUGGAGAUGCUCUACGAGGAGUACAAAGACUCUGACGAUGUGCUGGGUAACAUCCUGAAGAAGGUCACAGCCAAGCGGUCCCGUGCUCGUGUGGUGGACAAGCUGCUCAGUAUGGGGUUGGUGUCUGAGAGACGUGAGCUUUAUAAGAGAAGGAGUCGCAGUGCAAAAGGAAAGAGCGCUGGAAAAGGAAUGACUGAAGAAGAGUUCCUAGAAGGACUAACACAAGAUUUCCCAGAUGAUUCCGUGGACAGAGAUGAUGAAGACGAAGAAGAGGAUGAGUGUGAAGAGAGCGAGGAAGAGGAAGAUCAAGAACAGGAAAAAUCACAAAAUGGAGGAAGGAGGAGCCAAAGCCUGCACUCCCAAGUAGAGAGGAGAGCUGAUGUAGGCAACAUGGUGCUUACUCUACAACAGGAAGGCCUGUCUGGACCCAUGUUGUGGCUACAGAACUGUCUGAACAAAACCGCAGAGGACCGUAAAAAAGAUGGUUUGUCCCAGGCUGUGCCACUUGUUCCUCUGACAGAAGAAAAUGAAGACGCCAUGGACAACAAGAGCUUCCGGAAACUGUUGCGCAAACUGGGAAUUAGAGGACCUGCAAAUGAACAAGAGAUCUUUUGGAGGAUCCCAGCAAACAUCACUCCAUCCCAGCUCCACAGUGCAGCUGCAGCUCUUAGUCCAAGAGAGGAUGAACCUAAAGGAAACCAGGAGGAAGUCGGCUCCAGGGAUCCAACUGUAGAAUCUCAGGAGAAGGAGAAGGAGAAGGAGAAGGAGGAGGAGGAGGAGGAGGUCUCAGGUGAACCGAGAGCUCAGGCUAUGAGAGCUCUUCUGCUCUCACGCAAGAGGAAACACCACACCUCAGAGCACACAGCUCCUGUGUCAGAUGUCACUCCUAUUGAGGAUACAGACAGUACAAUUGAGAGGUCCCAUGAGAAGACCUCAACUAAAAGAAGCAGAAACCGAGUGUUAGACGACGACGAUGAUGAUGAGAAUGAGGACAACUCCACCACUGCAGUGGAUAUGGACACCAACGGUGAUGCGGAUUCAGACAGGGAGGAUAUCUCUGCUCCUGUGAAGCGUAGACGGAAGAUGGUCUUAAUUGAUGAAGAGGAUGAUGAGGAUUAGUGACUUUCUUUAAUGGACUGUAAAAGACUGCAGACAAGGGAGACAUAAAAUGUGGAUACAGCUCUCUGGAGGUCUGCAGUCCAGAGAGCGGAAACUCUAUUAACGGAUAUUAAAGACCAAACAACCCAAAGAAACAGGCCCUUAGACCUGCCCCUGUGGAUACAUAGAUUAUUGUUAAGCUAUUUCAGUUUGUUAUGUCUUUGGUAAGAAAUUAAAUAAAUAAUAGUCUUUACAUUCACAUCAUAGACCUACAGAUAUUACCGUCUGAGAAAGUUUUGCAUCACACAACUCUUUAUAACUCAGUAAUUUCAUCUUUGAUAUGAAAGCUGUAGGUUAAUUAGCUCAUUGUUAUGAUAAAAAAUACAUCUGUUUGUAUUCUUUUGUACUUUUCAGUCAUUUCCAAAGUUGUCUUCAGAUUUCAGAGUAAAAUUCAUGCCUACU
This is a messenger RNA of Morone saxatilis (striped sea-bass), 4378 nucleotides long. It is a transcript of the gene timeless, whose product is annotated as timeless circadian clock. The record is from RefSeq and is a predicted model, not a curated record. Gene Ontology annotation, biological process: DNA repair; DNA replication checkpoint signaling; replication fork arrest. The transcript has 30 exons. Lineage: Eukaryota; Metazoa; Chordata; Actinopteri; Moronidae. Bases 170 to 3937 code for a protein of 1255 amino acids. Gene Ontology annotation, molecular function: DNA binding. Gene Ontology annotation, cellular component: replication fork protection complex.